Molecule: messenger RNA, 1973 nt
Organism: Uranotaenia lowii
Lineage: Eukaryota; Metazoa; Arthropoda; Insecta; Diptera; Culicidae
Product: zinc finger protein 41
Exons: 4
Coding region: 187-1839 (550 amino acids)
Biological process (GO): regulation of transcription by RNA polymerase II
Cellular component (GO): nucleus
Molecular function (GO): DNA-binding transcription activator activity, RNA polymerase II-specific; RNA polymerase II cis-regulatory region sequence-specific DNA binding
Source: RefSeq, a predicted model, not a curated record
ACAGACGUUAAUGGUCGCGCGCGCAAACUGUCUGCGCACGCAUGGACUCGCGAGCUGAUACGCGCCAUUCACGAGGAUUUCGGUUCGUUGGGAGGAUUUAAUGAGUUGGAUCGGGAUUUGGGUGUUUGAAGUUUUGAAAAAAAAAAGUGUUUUUGCCUCACAUAUUAAGUGUUGCAGUUUGUUACUAUGGGAUUUACCGAUAGCAAGAUGAGUGAUUUGAAUUUUCUACCAAAGAAGCAUACAAAUUUCAGUAUCGAUAGUAUUUUGCUGAAAAGUUCCGCAUCUGCUAUGAGGGCCCUCGAAGGGGACCAAAAAGUGGAUCUAACCAUGAAAACGUGUGUAAAGUUUGAAGCAAGUGACCUAAAAGCUACAUCCUGUGGGACGGCGAUGUCCCCGUCUUCAUCUUCAACUUCGCCGUCGUCAUUAUCCAAUCAACGUCCCCUGAAUCGGGUGCUGGCCAAUCCUUGGUGCUCCCGGGGACCGUUAAUGUUUGACCCGAAGAUCAUCACCGGUGCAGCGAAAAAUUUGAUCGAGCCUGCAACCAUUGGAGCCGUGGCGAACUCAUCAGCUACCAGCACAAUUGGGUCUUCCAACGAGGCAACACCUUCCGUGGCCUCGGCAAGCGUUCCGUUUAUACCGCUCAUAAAAACGGAAGUUGAGAGAAAAGUGAUGCUAAGCGCGUAUGCUAAUAGCAGUGUAAUUGAACGUAACAGAUUAUCUAUCAAUUAUCCCUAUCCGGUCGGAAUUUUCAACGCCUAUGCUGCAGCAGCAUCGCUGGCAUCUCAUCACCAUCAUCAUCUGCAGCAUCACCACCAUCAGCUUCUUCAGCAGUCCUCCAGUACGACAACGGCCGCUCAUUAUCCGCCAGCGAGUAUCACAUCCAGCAGCUUAUUCAGCAAUCUGUAUCACCAAACCGAAAAAAGCGACGAGAACCAAAACCACAUUUUCCCUCACACACCCACAACGAGUGCAGCGGGCAGCAUUUGCAAUUCUGCUGCCACCGUCGAUUCCGGAAACGAUGGCGAAGAUGGUCCGUUUUUCUCCUUCAACGACACAUCGGAUUCGCUGUUAUCUUACGGCGCCCAGAAAAUGUCCCCCACUAGUCUGAUGGGAGCAUUCCCUUUGGGAUCGUUUUCUGAAUUUUCCUUCCAAUGCCAGAUGUGUGAUAAAAUUUUCGGCUGUCAAGAAACGCUGCUGGCUCACGAAAAAACGCACAAAUCCACGCCGCGCUUCGAGUGCGAGGAAUGUGGCAAGGGAUUCUCACAGCUGCGCAACUACAAGUACCACAUCUCGGUGCACCGAGGAACCAAGGAAUUCGCCGCGAAAUGUCCCGAAUGCGGAAAAGUGUUCAACGACAAGGGAUAUCUGAGCAGCCACAUGAAAAUCCACCGGAACAAGAAGGAAUACGUUUGUCCCCAUUGUCCGAAAUCUUUCAAUCAGCGGGUGGCCUUCAACAUGCACGUGAGAAUUCAUACAGGAGUUAAACCCCACAAGUGCAAUGAAUGUGGAAAGAGAUUUUCGAGGAAAAUGCUUCUCAAGCAACAUUUACGAACGCACUCCGGAGAAAAACCGUACCAGUGUUCCGUCUGUGGGAAAAGUUUUGCUGACCGUAGCAACAUGACCCUGCAUCACCGGUUGCACUCGGGCAUAAAACCGUUUGCCUGUCCGAUUUGUCCGAAAGCGUUCACGAAAAAGCAUCACCUCAAAACACACCUUAACUAUCACACCGGGUACAAACCGUACAAGUGCCCCCAUCCUAACUGUGGCCAAACGUUCACACAGUCCAGCAACAUGAGGACUCAUGCGAAAAAGUGUCAGUUCAAACCGCCCGAUGUUUAAGAAUGAGGAAUGUGAAAGUGUAGUUAAACGUAACAUUGUAAAAAAAAUCAUUUAGUUUAAGUGCUACUUUAUUUAUUCAACGAACGUGAUAACUUAAGGACAUUUCUCCACAAUUAAAAUACAUCUACAAAGAA